AACCCUAACGAACCUGCGCAACCGCUCUACCUUUCCGGCCCCUGCUUUCUUCUUUCUUCCACACCCACAGAGCACGGGGGAGCGAGCGCCAUGGGUCGUGUCCGCACGAAGACAGUGAAGAAGUCGUCGCGUCAGGUGAUUGAGCGAUACUAUCCGCGCAUGACUAUGGACUUCCACACCAACAAGAAGCUGUUGGAGGAGGUAGCAAUCAUCCCUUCGAAGCGGCUCCGCAACAAGAUCGCUGGGUUCUCAACCCAUCUCAUGAAGCGGAUCCAGAAAGGUCCGGUUCGCGGUAUCUCCCUCAAGCUUCAGGAAGAGGAGCGGGAGCGCCGCAUGGACUUCGUCCCUGAUGUGAGCGCUAUCAAGACUGAUCAGAUCGAGGUUGAUAAGGAGACCCUUGACAUGCUUUCCGCUCUGGGGAUGAGUGAUAUCCCCGGAGUUGUUCAGGUCGACCCGGUUGCUCCACCUGUGGCCCCGGGCUUCGGAAGGGGCGCUGGUGGACCAGGAAGGAGGUUUUAAACCCUAAGCUUUGUUUUUAUACUAAAUGUUUUGUGUUGGUUUCUGAACAACUUUGAGGAUAUGCUUAAUGGUUGACUAAGCUUCAAAAUGUUGUUACGUAAUUUCUCAGUUAUUAUUGAUGGAUUUAUUUAAUUGGUGUUCGAUUUUGAAGAAAAUAUCUUUGCAUUUUCCUUAGAAAAUUCUGAUAGUACUGUGAUUGUGAUUGGAUGGUAUUUAUGAAAAGUUUUCUUUUCUGGUUCUU
Molecule: messenger RNA, 760 nt
Organism: Tripterygium wilfordii
Lineage: Eukaryota; Viridiplantae; Streptophyta; Magnoliopsida; Celastrales; Celastraceae
Product: 40S ribosomal protein S17-like
Exons: 1
Coding region: 91-519 (142 amino acids)
Biological process (GO): translation
Cellular component (GO): ribosome
Molecular function (GO): structural constituent of ribosome
Source: RefSeq, a predicted model, not a curated record